GCCUACAUUUCUCUCAGAGCACCGUGUGAGGAAUGAAGCAUUGCCAUGGGUUUUAUGGAGUUAUACCUAGAGAUUGACCCAGUAACUUUAAACCUUAUAAUUCUCAUUGCCAGCUACGUAAUACUGCUCCUGGUAUUUCUCAUCUCCUGUGUCCUCUACGACUGCCGAGGAAAAGACCCCUCUAAGGAGUAUGAUGCUGAGCCUCCAGCCCCCCAGCAGCAGACUUCUGUUCAGCUUGUGGCAAACUCUCCACCAUCUGCCCAGUUUAACGAGCAAAAUAACACCGGUGUCAACCGCUAUGUGCCACCCAACCCUGAAACACGUGAGAAGAGGAGCACACUGGUAUAAACAGCCAGCAGGUCUCUUGGACAGGAAAAAAAACUAAGUUACUUUAUUUUCUUUUGACUUUCCAAACUAUGAAUAAUUCCACUACAAGCAAGCUAACAAGAGGACCAUCUAUAAUCCAGGACACACAACAAGAAUGCUUACAGAUUCUAGAAAUGUCAGCAUACUGUAGCUACUGGGCCCAGAGACUGAGAUCAUCUGAGAAAAAUGCUAAAGA
This is a messenger RNA of Tachysurus vachellii, 562 nucleotides long. RefSeq names its product small integral membrane protein 36 (gene smim36). The transcript has 2 exons. The record is from RefSeq and is a predicted model, not a curated record. Bases 46 to 348 code for a protein of 100 amino acids. Lineage: Eukaryota; Metazoa; Chordata; Actinopteri; Siluriformes; Bagridae.